Lampris incognitus (smalleye Pacific opah) is the source of this 9842-nucleotide messenger RNA. Its product is annotated as nucleosome-remodeling factor subunit BPTF-like. Gene Ontology annotation, biological process: regulation of transcription by RNA polymerase II. Lineage: Eukaryota; Metazoa; Chordata; Actinopteri; Lampriformes; Lampridae. Gene Ontology annotation, molecular function: RNA polymerase II cis-regulatory region sequence-specific DNA binding; zinc ion binding. The record is from RefSeq and is a predicted model, not a curated record. Gene Ontology annotation, cellular component: NURF complex. The coding region runs from base 202 to 9009 and encodes 2935 amino acids. The transcript has 36 exons.
CCGGCCAUUCGGAUUGAGCUUUGUGCGCGGAAUCGAGGCCGCGGCUCGGCGGGACUUCGGGGGGAACGAGGCGAAAUUGUUUUUUUUGGCUGUUUUUUUUCCUCCCAACAAAAGCUCGCCGCGAUUCUGCGAAGCGUGCGGGCUCGCCGGAGCGAGCGGAGAGAUUGAAGCCGAGAAGGCAGACUCUCUCUCUCUCUCACAAUGAGGGGGAGAAGAGGAAGGCCGCCCAAACAAGCAGCAGCAGCAGCAGCGAUGCGGGACGGAUCGCCGGGGCCGGUGCGCGGCUCCCGGGGCGCCAGGAGCCGGGGACUGCGAGGCAGGGGACGCGGUAGGGGACGGGGCCGGGGCCGGGGAGGCGGCGGCGGCGGGGUCGGCGUCGGCUCCGCGGAGCUGGAUUCGGACGUCCCCGGCCGGGAUAACUUCCACCCGUGCAGGGGCCGCCGGAAAGUUGGAGCGGCGUCGCGGAGCCGAGGAGGCAGAGGCAGAGGCAGGGGCUCGAGAGGAGGACGCGGCGGCAGAGGCGGCGUGAGGCGGCCUCAGACCAAGGUGGUGUACGACGACAACAGCGACGAGGAGGAAAACCUGAGUUUCCGCUCGGAAGACGACGAGCUGCUGAACGAAAACCCGUCGUCGGAUCUGGAGGAGGAGGAGGAGGCCUUGGGAAACGACUCCGACUAUCUGGGAGAGCUACCGGAGGAGGACGAGGCGGACGAUGCCAGCUACUGCACGGAGAGCAGCUUUCGGAGCCAUAGCACGCACGGUAGCAACACAGGGCGGAGAAAGAGUCGGGUAUUGCGUCCCCGCUCUCCCAUCUUUGAGGCGAAGGAUGUUCCUCCUCUGGAGCUGCCCAAGUCCUCUGAGGACCUCCUGAUUCCUUCCUCACAGCUCCUCAAUGUGUCUGCCGUCUACGAGGUGCUUCGUAACUUUGGCUCUGUGCUUCGCCUUUCCCCGUUCCGCUUUGAGGACUUCUGCGCAGCUCUGGCAGGCCUGGAACAAUGUACACUGUUGGCCGAGACCCACAUCUCCCUCCUCAAAGCUAUUCUCAGAGAGGAAGACACCUCGAACACAACAUUUGGCCCCGCUGACCUCAAGGACUCGGUCAACUCCACUCUGUAUUUUAUUGACGGUAUGACCUGGCCAGAAGUGGUGCGGGCCUAUUGCGAGAGCGACCUUGAGUACCGGCACAUCCUGCCAUAUCAAGAGAGUGAGGAUUACCCAUAUGAACCAAUUGAAAGCAAAAUCAAAGUCCUCCAGUUCUUGGUGGACCAGUUCCUGGCAACAAACAUUGCACGGGAGGAGUUGAUGUCUGAAGGUGUGGUGGCCUACGAUGACCACUGCAGGGUGUGCCAUCGCCUAGGUGACCUGCUGUGCUGUGAGACGUGCUCAGCAGUGUACCACCUGGAGUGUGUAAAGCCACCUUUGCAGGAGGUGCCAGAGGACGAAUGGCAGUGUGAGGUGUGUGUAGCUCACAAGGUCCCAGGCGUUGUGGACUGCAUUCCAGAAGCCCAGAAGAGCCGCCCAUACAUACGUCAGCUGCCCAUCGGCUAUGACCGGCAUCGCCGCAAGUACUGGUUCCUGAAUCGCCGCAUUGUAAUAGAGGAGGAUGGUGAACAGGAGGACAAGGCCAUCUGGUACUACAGCACCAAGGUCCAAUUGGCUGAACUGAUAGACUGCCUGGAUAAGGAGUAUUGGGAGGUUGACCUGUACUUGGCGCUGGAGGAGAUGCGGGAGGAGGUACACACCCACAUGGAUAUCACAGAAGAUCUGACAAACAAGGCCCGGGGCAGCAACAAGUGCUUCCUCACUGCCGCCAAUGAGGAGAUCCUGGACCGUUUGCGGGCCAAGCAGGAGGAAGAGCUGGAGGAGGUGAAGAGACGGGCUGCCGAGGAGGCCCAGAAGGCGCGGCUGGAGAGGGAGAAGGGGGACGUGGACGUGGUGAAGGACGACAUCAACGGAGGCGCCAAGAAAGAAGAGGUUGUCCUGCAGGAGGUCACGGCCAAAGAUCCUCAGAAGGAGGUAAAAGAGGAGACCUGGGAGGGGAAUAAGGCUGCUUCACAGGAGGAAAGCAAGGAGGAGAACAGAACUGCAGCUGAAAAAGCAGCUUCCAACACUGUCUCGCCCAGUGGGGAGGGAGUCCCCAGCCUCAGCCAUCCCCUCCAGCCCAGUGAAGAGAACAGUAACAGCAGCAUGUGUACAGGGGGCCCUCCCAGGGGCCCUGAACCCCCAGAUCUUGCCGACAAGUCCUCCCAGUCAUCCCUGGCCAGCUUCGAUGACACAGUGGACGGUAAAGAGCCAGCCAAUGGUGAGACACCAGGGCCUUGUAGUAAGAAGUCUGCGGCCACGCGCAUGGUGACUAGGCUGAGGAAUCCUGAGAGCAAGCUCAGCCAGAUGAAGAGCCAACAGGUGGCUGCCGCUGUUCAUGAAGCCAAUAAGGGCUUCAAAGAGGGCAAAGAGGUACUAGUGGUGAAUGCACAGGGGGAUGUCACCCGCGUCAGCACGCGCAGCUCCAAAGAGGUGAUAAUGAAAGGAACCCUCAGUCACUUCUUUAAGCUGGGCCAGGAGGGCAAGUACCGUGUCUACCACAACCAGUACAGCUCCAACACCCUGGCCCUCAACAAACACCAGCAUCGAGAGGACCACGACAAGAAGCGGCACCUGUCCCACAAGUUCUGCAUGACACCAGCAGGGGAGUUUAAAUGGAACGGGUCCAUCCACGGUUCUAAAUUUCUGACCGUCUCCACGCUGAGACUUACCAUCAUCCAGCUGGAGAACAAUGUCCCAGCACCGUUCAUGCAUCCCAACUGGGCCUCACAUAGGACCAAUUGGAUUAAGGCGGUUCAGAUGUGCAGUAAAGCCAGGGAGUUUGCCCUGGCUCUCGCCAUUCUGGAGUGUGCCAUCAAACCUGUGGCUCUGCUGCCUGUGUGGAAGGAUGUGCUUGGACACACCAGGUUACACCGUAUGACAUCCAUGGAGCGUGAGGAGAAAGAGAAGGUGAGGAAGAGGGAGAAGAAGCUCGAGGAGGAGGAGACAAUGCAGCAAGCCACCUGGGUCAAAUAUACCUUCCCUAUCAAACACCAGGUGUGGAAGCAGAAAGGAGAGGAGUAUCGUGUAACGGGCUAUGGGGGCUGGAGUUGGAUCAGUAAGACCCAUGUGCAGCGGUUUGUCCCAAAACUGCCUGGCAACACCAACGCCAACUACCGCAAAGAACUGGAAGAUGCCAAACUCGGCAAAAAAUGUACUUUGCUGGACUUGAGUAGACGGCCAAGUGUUGCAGGAGGAGAAACUCAGGGAGAUUCAGGUGGUAGCACUGAGGAGGGAAAUGGAGACUGUUCUGCCACCUCCAAGCCCCACACAGAGUGCCCAUCAGAGGACAGGAUGGAGGAGGGACAGAAAGAAGAGGCGGCUGAGCAAGACAAGAUGGAGGAACUGUCAGCGGUUGACAAGAUUGAGGUGGACCCUACAGAGUCAGCAUCAAGUGAUGGAAAUGGGACCAACAUGCUGGAGGAUGAGGUCACCAUGAAAGAGGAGCACACCCAGGGCCCUCAGCGCCCCUUCAACUAUGAUGUAGUGGAUGUCAGUAAGGGCUUCCUCACCCGCAUCGCCUAUAAGAAAAAGGUAAAGACUUCCAAGCUGGACAGCCUGCUGGAUCGUCGCAUCAAGCAACACGCCCUGGAGCAGAAGCAGAGGCAGCAAGCCCUUGCCUCCAAACCCCAGCCUCCUACCCAGGAACUAGCCAUUUCAGCCCUAACCCCAUGCACUCCAGUCCGGCCACGGUCACCACUUCAGCCCCAGGUUCUAGCCCAGGCCCAACUCAUACCGGGUGUAGCAGCAAAUUCAGAGGAGAAACCUUGUACAACACAGACUCGUGAGCCAGAUGAGGUCAAAGAGGAGAAUCUGGCCGAACUUUCUCAAACUGCAGAAGAGACGGUUGCUUCUCCUCUUCACCCUCCUACUCCAGACUCCACACCCAAAGAUCCUACAGCUGGCUAUUCAUCUUCACCACAAAACCAAACCACCUCCUUUCCUCAAAACCAGGACACAGAUGCACAGGAACGGACUACAUGUGUACAAGAAACAGCAGAGCCAAUUUGCAGCUCUUCACAGCAACAAACAUCUUGCACAUCAUCAGACACUACCAAGGCUGAACAUAUUGAAAGUGCAGGGUCUGACAAAAGUACCUUAAAUUCAGACUGUCUAACAAAAGCCACAGGUACUCUUGAUCAGGAAGUGAGUCAGAAAGCAACUCCUCCUGAACCUGUUGUCCAAAGCUCAGAAACUUUAAGCAUGGGGCAUUCAGGCACAGAGGAGAACAGAAAGGUGCACCGAGAGAAUGUGCAAGGCAACGGACGAGGUAAAGCUGAGGGCAUUAGCUCUCUCACCGCCCAGACAUCUCCGAUUGUCCCUCAGAUAAAUGGGAAAGAUAGCUUGGAAGGUGAAGUCACAUUGACUCACUCUAUGGUGACUCCAAACCAUGCCCCUGUCACAGACAGUAACCAGACCAAGGUGAACAGCAUUGGCAAAGUUGAAGGAGAGGGUGUGGGUAUCUUGUUGAAGGACAACAAACAACUAAAGCCCCUAGUUAAUGGUGACAUGGCUCCUGUAAAGGACAAGACAGUGGUUGUGAACAAUGAACAAAGCCAGGCCCUUGGGGUUGAGCUAGAGAGUAAGGUUACAGUAACGAAUCAGAAUUAUCAGCCUCCUCUGAAGGUAGCCAGGCUGGACAACAAUGUCGAAGCACUUGGGGCUAACUCUCGGAGCACUGUACAACAUAAAAGCACAUAUCCCGCUCAGUCCAAGGAGACCAAACCUAAUCCAGUUGUUAGGAUAAUCAGAAUGGCACCUUCACCAAUACCCUUGGUGGAAGAAUCACGUCUGAGUGACGACUUCACAGAGGAAAACGGAAACAGCGGGCCGACAGAAUCACUCAAGACCAUCAUCACACAGGUAUCAUCAACAACCACAACUACCACAACAACCGUUUUCACAGAGAAGAGGAUAGCCAAAGUACUGUCAAGUGCAUCUGGGGACACGACAAAACCCCUGGUGUCAACGACAGAGAGCAGUGCAGUAGCCACCUUCACUACCAUGACCAAAACCAGCGUAACCAAAGUCCAUUCGCCUACGCCGGACAGUCAGUCGGAGGACAGCCAGAGUGAGAUAAUGACACAAGAGCAUGGGACAGCACUCUCUGUUUCUCUGAGUAAGUCUGCCACUGACUCCAACAAUGGUAAAUCUUCAGUGUCAUCUGUAAAUGUUUCCUCUUCAUCAACGAAGGGUCGUGUCCACCUCCUCAAGUUCUCCCGCACCAAGAAGACGCGCUCAGACACUGCCCUGCCUUCCUACCGCAAGUUCAUCACCAAGAGCAACAGGAAGAGUAUUUUUGUGCUGCCAAAUGAUGACAUGAAAGUGCUUGCAAGGCGGGGCGGAUUUCGAGAGGUGGCCAUCUUUAGCUACAAUGCCAAGCCUUCCCAGGACAUCUGGCCCUACCCCUCACCCAGGCCCACAUUUGGUAUCACGUGGAGGUACCGUCUGCAGACAGUGAAGUCUCUGGCAGGUGUAAGUCUGAUGCUGAGGUUGCUGUGGGCCUGCCUCAGAUGGGACGACAUGGCUGUCAAGCCCUCUGCUGCUGUCGGCACAACACGCACAGCCCUAUCCCCACUCAUUGCUACAGAGACCUCGGACACGGAGAUCACCACCACAGAGAUCAUUAAGCGCCGGGACGUGGGACCCUACGGAAUCCGCUCAGAGUACUGCAUCCGCAAGAUCAUCUGCCCCCUGGGGGUUCCUGAAACUCCCAAAGAAACCCACACCCCCCAGAGGAAGGGGCUUCGCUCCAGCGCCCUGCGGCCCAAGAAGCCUGAGCCCACCAAACAGACCGGCCCGGUGGUGAUUGAGACCUGGGUGGCCGAGGAGGAGCUGGACCUCUGGGAGAUCCGAGCCUUCUCGGAAAGGGUAGAGAAGGAGAAGGCACAGGCUGCAGAGCAGUCCAAGAAACGUAUGGAACAGAAGCAGGGCUCAGCCAACACCACUCCAUCGGCGACCCCCAACACGCCAGCCUCCACCCCCAAAGUUAUUGUCAGCUCGUUGCCAGGCCAGGUCAGUCCUGGUACCAAGGUUGUGCUGACCACCAAGAUGGGCAACCCUGUCACAUUCCAGCAGAACAAGAACUUCCAGCAGUCCUUUGCUUCCUGGGUCAAGCAGGGCCAGACCACACAAGGACAAACAGGUACCGUCACCACCGUGGCUACAUCUGGCGGGCAGACCUUCCAGAUUACGGGAACCUCAAUGGGGAGCAAAGUUUUGACGGCGAAGCUGCCUUUGCCCGCCAACAGCAAGAUUGUCACAGUCAACGUGCCAACCACACAAGGAGGUGUGAUUCAACAGAAAGUAUUGGGUAUUAUUCCCUCCAGUACAGCAGGCAGUGCCCAAACCUACACCACAUUCCAGUCUCCCACCACUAACCUCAACAUCAGGCCCAACACGCCAGGCUCCCCACAGCAGGUCCUGACGACCGGAGGCCAGAUCCAUCCAGGGAUGACGGUGAUCCGAACCCCUCUCCAGCAGGCAGGAGCCCUGGGCAAGACCAUUCUCAGAACACCCCUCGUUGUCCAGCAAGGUCAGGGCGGACAACAGGUAGUGACCCAGCUCAUCCGAGGCCAGGCAGUUUCCACGGCCAUAUCGGGCACCGGCCCUGUUACGACUGGAACGGGCCAGCGGAUGUCCAGCCCCGCCACGCUGGCACAGACGCAGGGACAAACACCACCUGGCACACCACGGGCACAGCAGGGGCAGAGUCAGGUCAAACUCACCCUGGCACAGCUCACACAGCUAACACAGAAGCAGCAGGGUGCGUCGGGAGCGGAGCGACCGGCCAGUACCGGAGCGGCUAACAGCAGCAGUGGCACCGGCCAGCAGGGGCUUACGGUAAUGAUCCAGGGCCAGGGUCAGACCACCGGCCAGCUACAAAUCAUCCCUCAGGGAGUCACGGUCAUCCCCGGGCCUGGCCAGCAGCUCAUGCAGGCCGCGUUGCCCAAUGGCCAGUUCCAGCGCUUCCUCUUCACGCCCAUGGUUUCUGCCACCACACCCACAUUGACCACAGCCACAACCACUCCCAGCCAGCCUCCCCCUUCCACCUCCACCAAGACUCCAGCCCAGCCUGCCCAGCAGGCAGCUGCUCCCGUCCAAGCAGGGGCUGCCCCGCAGGCCGCCACCAGCACACCACCCGCUGCCACCCCGCAGGGCCAGUUACCCCCGCAGACGCAGGCCCACAUGCCCAUCCAAUCUCCCACCCCGCUCCAGGUUAAGACGCAGGGAGGCAGAGCCCAGCUGCAGCUUCAGCAGUCCUCCCAGCUCAUCAGUGUGCCUGGGCUUCAGCAGCAGGUACAGGUGUUGGCCCAGCUGCAGGCCCAACAGGGGGCAGGGGGAGGCUCUUUGCCGCAGCAGAUCAAACUCCAACUGCCUAUCCAGAUCCAGCAGCCUGGGGCCACCUCAGCUCAGGGAGGACAGAUGGGGAACGUGGUGACCAUCCAGACAGCGUCUGUCCAGGAGCAGCUCCAGAGGAUCCAGCAGCUCAGGGAGCAGCAGCAGCAGAAGAAGAGGCAGGCAGCCGAGGCCAAGAGGGAACAGGCUCUCAAUGCCGCCAGCCCAAGUGACAUCAUCCAGAAACAGGUGGUAAUGAAGCACAACGCUGUGAUCGAGCACCUGAAACAGAAGAAGACUCUGACCCCUGCAGAGAGAGAGGAGAACCAAAGGAUGAUCGCAUGCAACCAGGUGAUGAAGUACCUCCUGGACCGGAUAGACAAGGAGGAGAAGCAGGCGGCCAAGAGAAGGAAGAAGGAAGAGGUGGUGGAGCAGAAGAGGAGGACAGCCAAUGCCUCCAAGCUCUCCUCGCUCCUCUAUCGGCACAAGGAGAACCUCAAGACAGAGAUCCUGAAGAAACGGGCCCUGCUUGACAAGGAACUGCAGCUGGAAACGCAGGAGGAGCUGAAAAGGGACCUGCUGCGGCUCCGGAAAGAAAAGGAGAGGGCCCAGGCGGCUGCCCAGCAGGCUGCCCAAGCCCAGGCUGCCUCAGCAGCCCACAGUCAGCAGCAGAAGCAGCAGCUGCAGCACGGCCUGGCACACACUCAUGCUGCCUCCUCACAUCACCACAUCACCGCUGCCGCCGCCAUGACCGCCGCCUCCGCCGUUCAGAAGAGGAAACGGGAGGAGGAGCAGGAAAUGGCAUUGCCAAGCAAGUCCAAGAAGAAGAAGAUGAUCUCAACGACGAGCACCAAAGAGAGCAGGAAGGACACCAAGCUCUACUGCAUCUGCAAGACGCCCUACGACGAGACCAAGUUUUACAUUGGUUGCGACCUGUGCACCAACUGGUACCAUGGCGAAUGUGUGGGCAUCACAGAAAAGGAGGCCAAGAAAAUGGACGACUACAUCUGUGUCGAGUGUAAACGGACGCAAGAGGGGAACACGGAGGAACUUUACUGCAUCUGUCAGACGCCAUAUGACGAGUCACAGUUCUACAUCGGCUGUGACCGUUGCCAGAACUGGUACCACGGGCGCUGCGUAGGCAUCCUACAGAGUGAGGCCAACCACAUCGACGAGUACGUGUGCCCGCAGUGUCAGUCCACGGAGGAUGCCAUGACAGUUCUCACACCGCUCACUGACAAGGACUACGAGGGCCUACGGAGGACCUUACGCUCCCUCCAGGCACAUAAGAUGGCGUGGCCCUUCCUGGAGCCGGUGGAUACCAAUGACGCCCCCGACUACUACAGGGUUAUAAAGGAACCAAUGGACCUUUCUACCAUGGAGGAGAAGUUGCAGAAGCGUGAGUACAUCAAGCUAACAGAGUUUGUGGCGGACAUGACCAAAAUCUUCGACAACUGCCGCUACUACAACCCCAGCGACUCCCCUUUCUACCAGUGUGCAGAGGUCCUGGAGAACUUCUUUGUCCAGAAGCUCAAAGGCUUUAAAGCCAGCAGGUCACAUAACAACAAACUGCAGUCAGCAGCCUCUUAGGUCCCCGCUCAAAUUUAACUGCCAAAUAUCCUCUGAAUGAGUCACAAUCAGACAGCAUUUGAACCUGUCAACACAAACAGCCCUCUCCGGAGGAGAGCACAGUCCUUGUUGAAAUGCAACGCACACCGGUGCAAAAAAGAAAAGAAAAAAACAAAUAAAAAACAGCUCGACAAUAGAGGUGCUCGACUGGACAGGGCUCACAUCCUCCAGCGCCUCUGUCUGCAGUGGUUAAAGGAGAUGCUGAAUCACAAAGGCCCUUAUUUUAAUCCUCACACCCACUGUAAGACUGGAGCAGGGAGGCCGAAGACUCGACGUUCUGCCGUCUAAUCACAAACCGCCACCCUCAAACGGCACGCCCCUCCCUCUCUCCAGGUGAGAGGUUCCAGAGGGCGAAAGGAAAGCAGACGGCGGGCGACCCGCGGAGCUGGUUGUUUUUCUGUCCGGCUGCUUGGGCGUUCGAUGGCAUCCUGAAAAGAAAAAAAAAAUGGCAGCGGUGAACUCUGAAAAGGAGCUGUGUUCGUUCUGUAGCUGGUCAUGACUUUUGUGUAUGCUUAAAGGCCCAAGUUCUCACUUCAGUUUCAUACUUUAAUUUACAGACCGUCACAAAAUCUGCAUCUGGAGUUCUCAAUUUGCAAUUUUUUGUUGUGUGUUUUUUUUUUUGUUGUAAGAAAUCCACCUGAUGGCGUCUAGAAGGUCAUGAUGUCAGCCCACGUCUCCGUUUCAACUUCAUGCCCCCUCCCUCACUGUGCUGCUAAAUGCUCCAUUUGUAAUUAAAGCUACUGUAUUUUCUUAAAAAUGAAAAGGUGAAUAUUUUCUGUUGUAGUGCCAUCACC